Messenger RNA from Mangifera indica (mango), 2459 nucleotides. RefSeq lists its product as uncharacterized. The record is from RefSeq and is a predicted model, not a curated record. NCBI's taxonomy places the organism in Eukaryota, Viridiplantae, Streptophyta, Magnoliopsida, Sapindales, Anacardiaceae. The coding region runs from base 636 to 2255 and encodes 539 amino acids. The transcript has 3 exons.
AAACGAGAGUUUUCGGCAUUCAAAAUCAACCCGGUUUUUAUUCAGACCGCUUGCUUUACAAAAGGCACGAACCGUAUCCCUUUUCUCUCGUCGAGUCCUUUUUUCGUACAAUCUUCCCCAAAAAUCCAUCUUUGAUUUUCAUAAAUUUUUUCUCUUUAAUCUUCAAAUAGACGAAUUUUGUUGUCAAUUUUCCAAAUUCUAUAUUGAUAGUUUUUUUUUUUUGAUCCGAAUUAUAGAUCUGUGUUAAUUUUGCUCCCUCAACCGAUUCCAAUUUAUAGAUAAAUCUCUAUCUGUUGCCGUUCUAGGUUUCGAGUUUUUGGUUCGUUAGGGUUUUUUCAAAUCUGUAAAUUCCUAGCGGGUUUGGUUCCUUUCAUGAAUUAGAGACUCUUUCGUGUUUGUUGUGGCGUUUGUUCGUGUUUUUUUAGUGUAAACUGGGAGUCUAGGGUUACGGUUUCUGGAAAAAAAUUUGGGUUAGUAUGGGGUUUCUUUGUUUGUUCUAAUUCAAUUGGGGAAACGUAAAUUUACGUCAAAUCAAGCUUCGAUAGGGUAUCAAUCCGUAUAAAUUAAGCCUUUUAGGUUCUCAAGCCGCCUGCAGUUUGAUCUCUACAUAUUUGUUGAGCUCAAGGUUAAAAACAAUGGGAUUCAAGCGGCCUUUUGAUGAUGAAAAAUUCCAGGAGCUACCCUGUAAACAUUCAAGACAGCUUGAUGUUAACAAUAAGCUGACUCAAUUUCAACACGUUCCCUGUAAUAAUACUCUUCAGAAACCUUGUUUUUCAGUUGAGGAUGGGGAUGGAUUUCAUCAGCAUGGAUGGAAGGGGGAAUCUGAAAGUGAAACUGUUGUGAAUAAAUUUACAAAUUCUGUUGAAAAAGGUUUAGAGAUUAGUGCUGCCUUGUCUUUGGUCACCAGCAGUUCUACUGAGGAAGAUGGUUGGUCCAAGUCAACAUCUUAUCAAUCUCUUUCACUAAAACAUUUUGGAUAUGACUUCCCCCAGAGAACAUUUAUUCCAUUUGAUAAUUCCUAUUCUUCUCUAUUGGAUUGCUCCCCAAAAAAGCAAGUUCAUCUUGGACCAAAUCAUCAAGCCAGCCUUCCAUCUUGGGACCCCUAUACUAACAAGAGCAUAUCAGAUUGUAAAGCUACGGUGAAUGACAGUUCCUCGAAUUAUCGGGGAUCAGACAGCAAUGUUGACAAUGUUCAUGAAGAGAAGCUGAUGGGGACUUGUGUUAUUCCAAUGCCUGACUCAAAUUCAUCUGCACUGAACACUGACAUGGUUGGACAGGGCAUUACGGACUGUGACUGCCUGGACCAGGGCUCUGUUAGAUGUGUGCAACAGCAUAUCAUGGAAGCACGGGAAAAGCUUUUGAAGUCCCUUGGGCAUGAAAAAUUUGUUAAGUUGGGUUUGUGUGACAUGGGAGAGGUGGUGUCCUGUAAAUGGACUGAAGAAGAGGAACAGGCCUUUCAUGAUGCUGUUUAUUCUAAUCCUGCAUCAUUAGGCAGGAAUUUUUGGAAGCACUUGUCAGCAGUGUUCCCUUCUAGAACCAAAAAAGAAUUAGUGAGUUAUUAUUUCAAUGUCUUCAUGCUCCAGAGGCGGGCUACUCAGAACAGAUGCUACUCUCUGGAUAUCGAUAGUGAUGAUGAUGAGUGGCAUGGAAGUCAUGUGGAUCAGUAUGAUGUUCAAGUUUCAGGAGAAUAUGAAGACUCUGCCAUUGAGUCACCUGUUGUUGAAGAGGAGCUAUCAGGAUCUGAAAAGGGUUGUUCUGAUGAAGAUGAUGAUGAUGGAGAUGACAGUGAUGGAGAUGUUGGAAAUUUUUGUGCUGAUGUAACUGAAGAAGAUUUUGGAUUAGAUUAUAUAUCUCAGUCAGGCAUUGCAAAGUCAUUGAAUGGGGAUGGGGUUGGCUCUGUAGUUCCACAUGUAGAUACAAUUACGGGGAGAGCUCUCGACAGUCUCAGUGUUCAAGAUGACUCAUGUACGUCUUUUGAGUUUGAUAUGGCCGAUUAUUGUGGUCCCCUUGAUGGUGGACAUGCUUUGCAAGUAAGUGGAGCAAUGACUGACACUAGUAAAAGUUUGCACGGUAAACUUGAUGGUCGUAAUGAUCUGGUUGGUCAUGUAAGUUUAUUGGAUUCCUGUGAUGCUAAAGUUUGGGAUGGAAGGUAUAUAAGUCCAAUAAGAGGUGGUGUUGAUCUACUGCCUACAUGCAACAUUAUUGAAGAAAUCUUCGGCCAAGGCACUUGGGAUACGAAGACAAGAUAUGACUAAGGCAUCUGUUAGUGGCUUGUGGAGAAAUUCCUUAUUGGUACCUCAGUUGGCCCGCAUUUUUGACUUUUUUAGUUAAUGUCAUGCAGGAAAGCCUCUUUUAUCUAAAGAUAUGAGAUUUUGUCUUCCGAAUUUCUUUGUACAUUCUUUUGUGGAAUGAAUUGUACAUGAGCAAGUUGCAGCACUCCCAAUGGAAUCUUUUUGUCA